AUGGUGGACAUGGGCGACCGGCCUGUGCACAUAUACGCGGUGCACUACCGCGAGGAGGUGUGGGCGCACGCCGAUGAUGACGGCACGUUCGACAUCCUGCACCUGAACGACACUUCCAGCCUGCUGGCUGGGGAGUACGAGGCCUUCGUCAGCGUGGCGUCCCACGGCAAGCUGGCCUUCGACGAGAGCCUGGGUGACCUGGCGUUCGCGACCAACACCAAGGAGCACGGCAUCGUGCAGCUGAACCUGGAGAGGAAGGAGCACCUGGAGGAGGGCGUGGUGUUCUACAACCUGACGGAGCUGAACGGGGAGGGCGCAGUGUGCCCCGGCACCCACGGCAUCGCCUUCUCGAAGGUUAACAGGCAUCUGUAUGUCGAGUGCUCGUCAUCAUCCGGAAUUUUCGAGUUCAGCAUCGACGAGGGGCGCGUGGUUAAAGUUUUCAAGGGCGUGUUGGGACAGCCAAAGACGACCCCAGAUGGCGACUACGUGCUCGUGCCCAACAAGAAAAACAGCACAGGCCACAUACUCGUGCCCAAGAUGACGGGAGAAGGAUCCACAGAAGAUUUCGUAUUCGACAUUCCAGGGAUGCCUGACAAGGUUGCCUUCUUCCCCAAAACCACCUCUGGUGAUGCUCUCCAGCUGCAGGAUUACUACGCCUUCUUCUCCCUGGUGGAGCCCGUGCCUGAGACGGGUGUGGCGUGGGUGGAUCUGGCGGACGUGCUGGAUGCCCCCGCCAAUGGCACCGACCGUGUGGUGGCCGAAGUAAUCACUACUGGCAUGGUGGAGAGGUCGCACAGAGGCAUCACGCGCGGUGGCCCCUGGGUCGCUACCCACAGCUGGGCGCCAGUCUCUGCCCUGUCAGUUAUCAACGCGGAGAAGAAGGAUGUCCUCCACCAAGUGGAAGGCGUUGGAAAUGGCACCCGCCUGCUGUAUGUCCCGAAGUAA
This is a messenger RNA of Ostreobium quekettii, 945 nucleotides long. NCBI's taxonomy places the organism in Eukaryota, Viridiplantae, Chlorophyta, Ulvophyceae, Bryopsidales, Ostreobiaceae. The record is from the annotation of a GenBank genome assembly.